GCCAGUUAACACAACGUGUCAUAUUCUCAAACAAUUAUUAUUCUGUAACAAAGACAUUAUUAAAAUUAUGAAGUUUAUGCGGAAAAAAGAUGUCGCACAUUCGUGGUAGCGACAGAUUACUGUCACCUUAAGAAUUGUAUUGAUCACACAAGGGCAUUCACACACUGAAGUUUAUUCUGUAAAAACAGCUUUUUACUAGUUGGAGUUGAUUUUAGCGUGCAAAAUCUAAUUAUGAAUAGAAGUUUGUGAAGAAAAAAAAAAUUUCUGCAAGCGAAUAAGUGAAGUUUUACACAGUAAGCAAAGCUAAUUGUUGAGAUAUCAAAAAGCUUCACCAACCUAAAUUAUUUGACCAGCUGAGUAUUGGACUUGACGUAAAUGACAAACGAAAAGACUUCCACACAUCAUGAGUCUGAAGUUUUUUCACAUAGAAAAGGAAAACGAACUCGAUGGGGUCAAUCAGCAGCAGAAGCCACAGUUGGAGUAGGACAAGAAGAAAAAAACCAUGCAGAAACCCCUUGUGAAACAAUUGUUAUUAAAGACACUUUAACUCCAGAGAAUGACUUAAUCUUUCGUGAAGAAAAAAAUAUGCCAGUUGCUAACACUACACAGGAUACGGUUACAGAUGAAGUUGAACAAAAAACUUCAGGUGACGCAAGUAUGGCGGAUAUCAGCGCUGCCGCUAAGCCAGCGAUAGUUGCUGCUAUGACAGCUGUGGCGGCAGCAGGGGCUGUUAAUACAACAGCACAUUUACUUCCUCCUGGUAUUCGUUUGAUUUCAAAACAAGUCAAAGCGUCAACUGGAGCAGCCUUAGCAACGACUCAAAUUAUGAGCGAUGUAGCAGCGCGAGCUGCAGCUGCUCGUGCAGCUUUAGAAAAAGCAAAAAAAGCAUUAGCACUACAAAAACAAAUCAAUGAACAGGUCACUGCCAUGCGUGCGGCAAAACCUCAAAAUUCAAUCAUGUCGGGAAUUCCAAAUACCAUGAUAACGACAGGAGUUGCUGCUGUAUUAAGAGCGCUGCCGCAAGCAAAGCCUUUACGUUUUGACCGUUUAGGCCGCCAGGUGGAUGCUGAAGGAAAAGUAAUUGAAGUAAAACCCGUUGCACACUCUACGUUAAAAGUUAAUAUUAAUAAGGAAAGAGAGGCUAAAUUAAAACAGGUUGCAUUCCGGGCUCGCGUUGAUCGUAAUCUAACAAAUUCUUCUUCUAAUCCAUGGUUCGAUCCGUCUAUCAGUGUUGCAAGUUCAAAAAUUCGUGGAAAAGGUUUGUGUUUUGUUGAAAAGGGAUUUUAUUCGAAACGCGAACGUCAAAUGCGCGCACGCGAACAAGCUAGAAAUCUUACCGCUACUUUGGCUUCUCAAGCUGGACAUUUGGAAAAUCUGUCUCAGGGUGUUCGAACUGAUAGUGAAAGUGGAACGACGUCUGUCGCGCAAGGAAAAAGAUUGUCACAUCAAGCUUUUAUCAAAACAAUUAGUGAAGAUGGCAAUUUAGACACAGAUGAUUAUAUCGACCCUAUGGAAGGGGGUGCCACAAGACGUCAAGAAGCGUUACACAUAUUACAACGGCGGCAAUUAGGAAUAAUACCUGAUAUUGAAUGGUGGGAUCAACCUCUUUUACGACGCUUAGCAGAAAUGGAUAGGUUACAUGAUGAAGACCCAGAUUUUCCAUAUGUCAUUGCUGAAAUUGCCAUAACAGAUCUAGUGGAACAUCCUGUUCCAAUUCCUCCCGUAAUUGAUGCAUCAGAAAAUCCAACCACCACAGUCCGAUUAACACCCAAAGAACGAUGUAAACUAAAAAGACGAAAAAGACAAGAAGCGGAACGCGAAAAACAAGACAAAAUUAGAAUGGGAUUAAUGCCUCCACCGCCCCCCAAAAUUAAGUUAGCAAAUUUAAUGCGCGUGUUGGGGGAAUCUGCUGUCGCGAAUCCUUCUCGCGUUGAAAGCCAAGUCAAAGACCAAGUUCUAUCCCGUUUAAGAGCACAUCAAGAGAGAAAUGAGUCAAGACGACUAGAUGUUGAAUCACGUCGAAAGAAAACUAUUAGUAAAUGGACACAACCAUCGGGAGAAAUGUUAUCUCUCUCUUGUGGAGCUGAAGUCUGUAUUUUUUCAGUAGUCGAUUUGUCGGAUAAAAAAUACCUUUACAAGGUUGAUAAAAAUGCUCAACAGUAUCAUGUUACAGGGGGCACAUUUAUGUGCCCACCACACGGAAAUCUUAUCAUAGCAGAAGGCACCAGAAAAGCCUUACGUGGAUACAAAAAAUUGCUCUUACAUCGUGUAAAGUGGCCCGUUCUCUCUCAAGAUUCUUCUCAAGUCAAGUCUCAAGUUAUUGAUUUUGCUGAAGCAAAAACUAUUAAGCAACAUGAACAAGAUUUAAAUGAUGUUUUGAAAGGUAGAGGAAUGUCUUUUUGUAAAGUCUUGUGGGAGGGUGUUGUUAAAGAACGGGGGUUCAAACAAUGGCGUAUUUAUGAUUGCAAAGCUGAAGCUGAAGUCCGAAAAAUUCUAGCAGAUCGACAUUCUGAACAUUAUUGGGAUAUUUUGCGCAAGUAUCGUGAUCCUAUAAAAGAAUUAAAAUAAAUUUUUUGGAUUUUUUUUUUUGAAAGACUCUGUUUUUUUAUUUUGUGCAUUGCCAUAAAGCACACGUUUAGCAAUUCAAAUUUCUUUUUCUUCAGCUACAUGCACGUUACAUUAAUUAUUAACUACAAACGAGAUUGUUUUGAUAAGUUAUGUUACAGAGGAAAAAGAGAGAGUUUUAAAAAUAUAUUAUAGAAAUUUUCCUUUCCAUGUCAGUAGUUAACGAUUCCGUAAAUCACAUGCAUCACUCUUACGCAUAUAACGUACGAUGUUUCAUGUUACAACGGCACAUUUUAAUAAUUAUUUAGGAUUGUAAUAGAAAACCAAUCCAUUUUGAUGAAACAAUUCAGGCGUUUCAGAACCAUGCACCGCAUCAAGCUAUGUUAAAGCAAGAGCAUGUUCAAAUACCUGUUGAAGUUGAAAGACGUAUUCCUUAUCCAAAAAUAAAUGUUAAAGAUAGACUUCUUCAUGUUAUAAAGCCAGUCAUAAAAGAACAGGUUGUUGAAAUCCCUGAAAUUGAAUGGGUCGAAAAGGUGGUAGAGGUUCCACAAUACGUUUAUAAAGAGCGAAUUGUGCAAGUACCAUGCCCUUCUUUUCACAAUGUAACUCUACCCCAGCAGCAUACUACUCAUUGUAUUAACAAUUAUUCUUCUUCGCACUUUCUCAGUCUCUUAUCCAAUCUUAAACCCUUCCUACACACCGCAACCAUGGCAAAUUUAUCCUUCCUGAUAGUUGUUUUAUAAUGCAAUUUUACGACAACGGAAAACUAUAGAAAAAAUAUUUAGUUCAAUAAAUGAAUGACUUGCUUUGUAUAAUGUUUUUUAAUAGAUUUUCUCA
Messenger RNA from Hylaeus volcanicus, 3402 nucleotides. Its product is annotated as U4/U6 small nuclear ribonucleoprotein Prp3-like. Gene Ontology annotation, cellular component: U4/U6 x U5 tri-snRNP complex. Bases 376 to 2568 code for a protein of 730 amino acids. The transcript has 17 exons. The record is from RefSeq and is a predicted model, not a curated record. Lineage: Eukaryota; Metazoa; Arthropoda; Insecta; Hymenoptera; Colletidae. Gene Ontology annotation, biological process: mRNA splicing, via spliceosome.